This is a messenger RNA of Sus scrofa (pig), 7480 nucleotides long. RefSeq names its product solute carrier family 13 member 3 (gene SLC13A3). The record is from RefSeq and is a predicted model, not a curated record. Gene Ontology annotation, molecular function: succinate transmembrane transporter activity; sodium:dicarboxylate symporter activity; citrate transmembrane transporter activity. Lineage: Eukaryota; Metazoa; Chordata; Mammalia; Artiodactyla; Suidae. Gene Ontology annotation, cellular component: plasma membrane. Gene Ontology annotation, biological process: succinate transmembrane transport; citrate transport.
AUCCUAGUCGAGUUCAUUAACCACUGAGCCACAACAGGAACUCCAAAACAAUUUUUUAAAAACACACAAAUCUGUGAUAAAAUAGUAUAUGUACUGCUUUAUGAACACAAUAAAUGAUGAGAUCUAGUGACAAGCCUAAUAACUAUAAUUUCGAGGCAGUUUUGAGUGUCUCUGGUAUUUUAAAAUGUUAUGAAAGUUUUUGUGAUCUUAGUUGAUGACCAACUCCUUUGCUAAUACUAAUGAAUGCUGUUACCUAUGUUUAUCACUGAAGGCAAUAUUUAAUUUCUAUUAGAUGUUAAUAAAAUAAAGAUGCACUUCCCCCAAUCAUUUCCAUCCUGAAUUAUAUCCAUUGCCUCCAUAGUUAUGAAUCUCUGCUUUAAAACAUUCUAAGCUGGGGAGUGACACGACCAGAUUUAGAUUUUUAAAAAAUUCCUCUUGGCUGCCAUCUGGGGGAGCAGAUGAGGGUGAGAAGCCGGUUGCAGCCUGGAUGAGAUAGAGUGACACCUCGGAGUAGGGUGGUGGCAGUGGAGAUGGACAGGACGGACAGGUUUGAGAACUCUGUCUGUGGUGGGAAUGGGGGUAGUAAUGAGGGAGAAGAAAGCUCUGGAUAACUCAGAGUUUUCUAGCACUUUCUCUGGUCCAAGCACUCUGCUGGGCUUUGUAGCUGUUUCCUCAGGAGGGGGCUGUCAAUCCUGUCAAUCCCGCGGGAGAGGGUCCUUCCAUAGAACUGAUCCCAAUGCAAAGCAGAAUGUGAUACCCAAGGGCACUGGAUGCUCUAGGAGCCCACACGAGCUGUAGGGGCAACUUCUUUCUGGAGGAGAUUACAUUUGACCUUGAAGAACUGGUGAGGCUGCUAUCAAACAUUUUUUAAAAUUUCAACAAUGAAAACAACAUGACACUAGUUCAGAAAUAGGUUUUUAAAACACAGGAUAAAUAAUCCAGAAGAAACCUAAGUCCAUGGGGAGGGGAAGGAGUCAAUAAAUGGUGGGUAUUGGAAUCAUUGGUUUAUUCUUCGGAAAAAAAAAUCUGCUUAGAUGUGAAUUUGUUCUGCACAUCUAAACACAUUCCAGGUGGAUUAAGAGUGCAAUGUAAAGGGAAAAAAAUCAUUUAGAUUUAGAAACUUAGAUUCCUUUUGGUGGGAGGGAACAAGCAAUGUCAGGCAUCAAGGCAUGUUUGGAAGCUGUCGAGAAAUUCAGCAGCGGCUGAGCAGGGGUGCCUGGGAGGAGAGGGAAGGGAACUGGGAGAGGAGGCUGAGAAGGUCAUUUAGAGUGAAAUAGUGGAGAGUCUUGAUGCCAAACCAAGGCAACUUUCUUCUGCAAUGGGAGCUGUCAAGGAUUUGGGGGCAAAGGAGGGUACAUUUCAGGGUUGGUUUGUCUUUGGAACUAUUUCACCUUGGGCACCCGAGGUCAAUUCCCUCACAUACACUGAGUCAGUCAUUUCCUUAGAUAUAGAAUAGCAUGGUGAGUGGAUCUGGUUUCCACUUGGUCACUAGUUUGUCCUGUCUGGCCCUUAACUUUCCAUCCGUAAGAAGUUGGGGGUGGGGGGCAGCUGGGACCAGAGGCCUCGGUUCUGGAUCUGCUUCCGGCUCCCUCUGUUCCCAGACUCAUCCUGGGGAUGAUGGUGACCACCUCCUUUCUGUCCAUGUGGCUGAGCAACACCGCCUCCACCGCCAUGAUGCUGCCCAUCGCCAACGCCAUCCUGAAGAGCCUCUUUGGCCAGAAGGAGGCUCGGAAGGACCUCAGCUGGGACAGCGAAGAGAAUGCAGCAAAGACUGUCCUGAGGAGGCGGAGGCUCCAAUGGAUCUUCAGGCCAACUCCAGGAAGGAGGAGGAAUAUCGCAGGAACAUCUGGAAGGGGUUCCUCAUCUCCAUUCCCUACUCGGCCAGCAUCGGGGGCACUGCCACCCUCACGGGCACAGCCCCCAACCUCAUCCUGCUUGGCCAGCUCAAGAGUUUCUUCCCACAGUGCGACGUAGUGAAUUUCGGCUCCUGGUUCAUCUUCGCCUUCCCUCUCAUGCUGCUGUUCCUGUUGGUGGGCUGGCUCUGGAUCUCCUUCCUGUAUGGCGGGAUAACCCUGAGAAGCUGGAGAAAAAAGAAAUCUGAGCUCAGAACUGAUGCAGAAAAUAGGGCUCGAGCCCUGAUUCAAGAGGAAUUCCAGAACCUGGGGCCCAUCAGGUUUGCUGAACAGGCCGUGUUCAUCCUUUUCUGCAUGUUUGCCAUCCUCCUCUUCUCUCGGGACCCGAAGUUCAUCCCUGGCUGGGCCAGCCUCUUCACCCCCGGGUUUAUUUCUGAUGCUGUCACCGGAGUGUCCAUUGUCACCAUCUUGUUCUUCUUCCCGUGCCAAAGGCCAUCUCUCAAGUGGUGGUUGGACUUUAAAGCUCCCAACACAGAGACAGAGCCCUUGCUGACGUGGAAGAAGGCUCAGGACAUGGUGCCCUGGAACAUCAUCCUCCUCCUGGGAGGGGGCUUCGCCAUGGCCAAAGGCUGCGAGGAGUCCGGGCUGUCGGCGUGGAUUGGCAGGCAGUUGCACCCCCUGGAGAACGUGCCGCCGGUGCUGGCCGUGCUGCUCAUCACUGUGGUCGUCGCCUUCUUCACCGAGUUUGCCAGCAACACGGCCACCAUCAUCAUCUUUCUGCCUGUCCUGGCGGAGCUGGCCAUCCGUCUGCGGGUGCACCCCCUGUAUCUGAUGAUUCCCGCCACCGUCGGCUGCUCCUACGCCUUCAUGCUCCCGGUCUCAACGCCCCCCAACUCAAUCGCCUUCGCCUCUGGACACUUGCUAGUCAGAGACAUGGUGCGGACAGGACUCCUGAUGAACCUGAUGGGUGUCCUGCUGCUCAGCCUGGCCAUGAAUACUUGGGCACAAUCCAUCUUCCAGCUGGGCACCUUCCCGGACUGGGCCAACAUCCACUUAGCCAACAUCACAGCAUUGCCACCCACCUUGGCCAAUGACACAUCUCAGACCCUCUGAGUCCCCCUCAGGGACUCUCUUGGGGCUGGGCCCUCCCAGAAGGUUUCACUCUCAUCUGCUGCUAGGACCCUACAGGGCGAUCAGGCAGUUGUUCUCUGUGACCCAGGAUACAGCAAGCAAGGCUGACCUCCAGUGGUCCACUUGGGUCCGCAGUCUCGUUAUCUAGGAUACCUUCUCUUUUCUCAUGCAGUUCAGGGCCCAGCUACCUCCCGGAUCUGCUGCCUGAGAAACAGGCUCCUUUAUCUCUGAGCUGUGCUGUGGUUAGGAUGCAAGAAAGCCUGCUUUCGGCAGCAAUAAGCACAUCUGGAAGGGCAUUUGUCUUGGAGAGUCGGGAUGGGAGGCACAGCUAACACGGACAAGCUAGGUUACACUCUGGAGAGACCAUCGUGCCUUGGGGAAUCCUCUUCCUUCAAGAGACUUUGGGCUGCAGUGUCCUAGCCCAGCUCCCAGCUCUUCACAGCCGGUGUGUUCUGCUUGGGGUGGGGGUGGGGGGUCAUUCUGUGCCAGUCAUUUGAAUAUCACCCCUCUGAUACCAGCCAGGGUUCGUGUCAAUCUCUGGAGAGACACAUGACUCCCAAGGACACGGAGACCACACAAAGCCUCCUUGCUGCUUCUCUGGGCUUCUGAGCACACAAGGGGCGUUCUAUUCCUUUCUACCCAAACUCGUUAGGACUUUCCUAUUUAAUCUGAUCCAGUGUGGUCACAAUUCUGGGGUCAAGCCAGGUCUGGGCCCUGCUCUCUCACAGGUGACCCAUGGCCCCUCCACCCAGGCUUCUCCCACAUGUGGCCCGCAGGUCCUUUGUGGCUGCCGGCUUCUUCUUGUUCCGGCAGCUGGUCUUUACUUCCCCACCCCACUCCACCUGGAAGCAUGUUUGAUUAGCAAAGGCCAAAAAUGAAAGAGAAGUCAAAAGAUAAACUGGGGCCUUAUGAAAGGCCAGGUCAAACAUCUCAGGCAGGGAUAGGCCAUAAUCAUCUUUGACAGAUGAGGAUGAGUUCUCCUGAGCCAGGGGCUGGCCGGGCCUGUCCUAAAGGACUGGAUCCCUCCUUGUUUCAAGCAGGAACAUCGCAGCAUCCCCAGUGCCUAGCCCAGUUUGGAUCCAACAGGUGCUCAGGAAAUGUCUGUGGGAUCAGUGGCCAGGCAUUAGCCCAGCAUCAGAAAAGGUGCCAGUUGAGGCCCAGGACCCUCACUUCCCCCCUUCUCACCCCUCUGAGGGCUGAGGCUCCCCCUGCAGCUCAGGCUGGGAGGGCAGCUCCAGGGACUGAUCUUGUUCUUGGAACAGCACAGGUGAGUCGUGGGUGUUUCCCUGGGAGCAUCAGGGAAGAGAGGGGGUAGCUCCCCAUCCUUCCUAUGGGGGCACUUCAAGGUUUAGUCACAGUUAUGCCCAUGGGGCGGGGGUGCAUUCCUGUAGGAUGGGGGCACGGAGUUCACUCACAGGGAGACCCAAGGGGCUUGUAACUAGAUGAAUCAUGGUUUCAAAUACUUCUGAUUGAAAACUGCUAUAAAAUAAAGAAUGUUAAAUGCACACUGGGCCUAGAGAUUAUUUGCCUUUUUGGCCAUAAAAGAGCUUCAAAGCCCCAAAUUCUAGAACUGGGGGUUGCACAGAGUUGGCCUUCCUGACCUCACUUCCUCGCUCCUCUCCCUUCUCCACUCUGCUCCAGCCACACAGGCAAUCUCUCUGGCCUCGGGCCUUUGCAUGUGCUCUUCCCUUUGCUAGAACACUUUGCAACCACAUAUAUGCCUGCUUCCUCACUUUAUUCAGGUCUCUCUCUGCUCAGAUGUCACCUCCCCAGAGAAGGUUCCCUGACCACCUCCUCUAAAACAUCACCUCAUUACUCUCUAGUCCCUUACCCUGCUGUGUUUUUUUCUUCUUAGUAUUUAGUCAGGAUACUCUAUUAGUUAUUUUCUUGUUUAUUAACUUUCUCUCCCUCUCAAAUAUAAACGUAUGAGAAUACAAACUCUGUUUUGUUCAGUGCAGUAACUUCAGUACCUAGGACAGUUUCUGGCACAUAGUAGGUGCUCAGUAAGUGAAUAUAGAUCAAUGAAUUGAUAUGAGAAGUUAUGAGACCACAAUCUCUUCAAUCUGGGGUCUGUUUGGCUCAUUUCUUUGUUCAUUCAUCCUUCCAGUUAUUCAUUCAACAGUAUUUAUUUAGAACCCAUUAUGUGCUAGGUCACUGCCCUUACCCACGUGGAACUUAGCCAAGGAGACCGACAUUAGGCAGGUAAACAAAGAAAAUGUUUUUGGUCAUAACAUGGGCUAAGAAGAAAAUGAAGCUGGCCAACGUGACAAAGCUACUCAGAGGCUCCACUAAAGGGUGUGGUCAGGGAGGCCUUCUCUGAGGAGGCGACACCGAACUGAGACCAGGAGGAGUCAGCCAUGUGCUCACGGGGGUGUGGGAGGAACAGGGGUGAAGGGGUGGUACACAGUCAUUAGACAUAUGCUAGAGACUUGUCUGGAAUAUACAGGAAAUACUCCGAAGUCAGAAGAGACAAAUACAAAACACCGAGCUACCUGUGGCUGCAUGACAAAUCACCUCAAAGCUCUGGGCCUUAAAACGCCACGUAUUGGCUCCCAUAUCUGCAUUUGGUCAGAGUUCCGAAGUGUGGUUUUGUCUCCGCUAUGCAUGGUGUGGCUGGGGCCACUCUGCUGGGGGUUUGACUGGAGGUGGAAUGUCCAGGAUGCCUGUGGACCAUCCAGGGUCAUGUGGCCUCUCCAGGAGUCUACCCUGGACCUCUGCACAUGACAGUGGGCUUCUCAGAAGGCAAAGGCAGAAGCUACCAGGCCCCUUAAGUCCUGGGCUUGGGAGUCUUACGAACAACAAUUCUGCUACAUUCUAUUGUAGAAUCAAAGCUGGCCACAGGGUCAGCCUGGUUCCAGGGGAGGGAAUAACUCUGCUCCUUGAUGGGAGGAGUGGCAGCCAUGUACCAGGGAGAAGAUGACUGACCGUCAACUUUGGAAGCCUUCCACCUUAACACCCGAGAGAAAACUGAGUGAAAAUUAUGAAUACACCAUUCUGAAAAGGGAUUCGUAAGUGGCCAGCAGGAGUAUAAAGAGAUGCUCAAACCACUUGUAAUCAGAUGGAUGCAGGUUGAACCAAGACUCAACAAUAUGCCAAUCAGACUGGCAAAAAUUAGAGAAAUGAAUAAUAAGUGAUGGUGAAAUGGCGAGCCAGAAAUCCUCAUUUUCUGCUGGCAGGACAACAAACUAUUACCAUCAGCCUGGCAAGCAACUUGGCAGUAAUUAGGGAGAUUGAUUCUCUGUGUUCCCUAUGGGCCAUCCUAGUCUUGGGUUUAUAUCCCACCAAACUUAUCACACGGGUCCCUAAGAAGACACUGUAGAAGGAUAUUCAUGUUGCUGUUGCUUGAGGUCCCAAGGAGCUGGAGGCCACUGAGACGACCAUCACUGGGGAAGCGGGGCAUUUAACUAAAAUGUGGAGGAAGCACACUGGGAAUAUGGCAACAUGUGUAAGGGAUGAAACAGAGUGAUAGGGUGGACAUGGACGUAUUCCAGCAUGUACGUCAAAUAGCAGUGCAGCAUGCUUCCAUUCCUCUCCCCAUUCCUCUCAUGUGGGGAGAGGAAUGGAAGCCAUGAUGGCAAAUGAGGGGGAAAAAAGAUGAAUAAAAGUCAUUGACCGAGGAGGUCAAUAAGCCAUGUUGGAUGCCUGGCUCCAUUCAUAACAUCUACAUAACCUUAUCAGGUCCUUUACUGUUUGGACCUUGUUUUCCCCAUCUGAGAAACGAGAGUCAUAGUUAAGGUCUUGAAAGGAGAUGGUGAGCACAUAAACUAGCAGAGGGUCUAGUUAAAAGUUGUGGGCUUAUCUGGUCACUUAUGGAGACAACAAGAGAAAGUGGAGACCCUGGUGGUGGGAGGGCCAGUCAUGGAGACGCACCUCCCAGCCCGGGGUCUGAGGGACAGCUACUGACCUGGAGCUGGCAUAUUUAGUCCAAGGACACAUCCAGCCCUUGAUGACUCCAGAGGGAGGCAGCUGACCUGGACCUUCCUCCCCUCCCUUCCUCAGCCCUCCUGCUGGGGCUCCGCAGUGGCCAAACCCAGUUAUAUUGGUCGGGGUUCUCCAGAGAAACAGAACCAACAAGAUGUGUAUAUGUGGAAAGAGUUACAGUUCAAAGUCCAAAGGCAGCCAGCUGGCAGAAUUCCCUCUUGCUCAGGGGGAAUCAGCCUUUUGUUCUUUUCAGGCCUUCAACUGAUUAACUGAGGCCCACCACAUUAUGGAGGGCAAUCUGCUUUAUUCCGACUCCAUUGAUGUAAAUGUAAAUCUCAUCUGGAAACACCUUCACACAAAGAUCCGGAAUAAUGUUGGACCAACUAUCUGGAUACUGUGGCCCAAUGAAGUUAACACAUAAAAUUCACCAUCACAUCAACAGAAGCCAGAAAUGCAAGGGAGUCCUUUGAUGCAGCCUAUCCAGAUCCUCCUUAAUAUUUUCAAAUAUCUAUUACAUGUUGCAAGGAUAAUAUUUUGGAUGUAUAAGAUUGAAUAAAAUAUUUUAUUAACAUUCA